Molecule: messenger RNA, 2075 nt
Organism: Solanum verrucosum
Lineage: Eukaryota; Viridiplantae; Streptophyta; Magnoliopsida; Solanales; Solanaceae
Exons: 11
Coding region: 132-1901 (589 amino acids)
Source: RefSeq, a predicted model, not a curated record
CUCAGUUCUUUUCAGCAAAAUCCGAGAUUUUUGGUUCCAUUUUCCAAGAUGAAUUGAUUUGUGAAAAGGGGUUGUACCUUCUUAGUGAUUGUGUAAAGAUCGAGUGGUUCUUGAUUUAGCGAAGAAUAAGAAUGGAACCUCCAAGGGGUUUUUUUACUUCUGUGUGGAACUUCAUUCGUUUCUUACCUUACUUCAUUUGCCUGCUUAUUUUGGGUGUCUUGAAAGGUGUCAUUGUGUUCCCUAUCGUCCUUAUUAUACUCACUGUCGGAAACUGUUCCCUUAUUUUGGGUCUUUGGCCAGUGCACCUGUUCUAUACAUUUUACUGUAUAUGGAGCACAAAGCAACUAGGUCCAGCUUUAAAAAUUUUGACAAGCAUAUGUGCCCUUGUUAUUUUAUAUUUAUGGCCGUUCAUUGCAAUUGCAACUAGCAUUAUUGGCGGGGCUGCUUAUGGCUUCCUUUCACCAGUGUUUGCCACUUUCCAAGCUGUGGAUGGAAGGACGACUAAUGCCUUCUAUCACAGUAUAUAUGAUGGGACCUGGGACACGGUGAAAGGAAGCUUUACCAUUGUUAGGGAUUUGAAGGAUGUCUUAUACCAUUCCUAUUUCUCAAUCAUGGAUGAUUUCCGACAUCAAGGACCUUCUGAUGGAAAAUACUACGAGAUCAGGGUGCUUUAUAUUCCUUUGGCGCUAAUAGCUGUGGUACUAGGACUCGUGGUUGACAUGCCAAUGAUCAUGCUAAUUGCUGCUUGCAAAUUCCCUUACAUGAUUUUCAAGGGGUGGCGUCGUUUAUUUCAAGAUUGUAUAGGCCGAGAAGGGCCUUUUCUUGAGACAAUCUGUGUGCCAUUUGCUGGCCUUGCUAUCUUACUCUGGCCAAUGGCUGUUAUUGCUGCAUUCUUUGGAUCAAUAUUAGCAAGUGUCCCUCUAGGCGCUUAUGCAGGAGUAGUUGUAUAUCAGGAGUGUUCUCUUUGGUCAGGGCUUUGCUAUAUCGUUGCUUCCUUGUCCUUAUAUGAUGAAUAUAGCAAUGAUGUGCUGGACAUGCCAGAAGGGUCCUGCUUUCCUAGGCCUCAGUACAGAAAGAAGACUGCAUCAAGGACCAACUCUCGUGCAGAUUCUUUAUCAAGGCCUGAUUCUUUCAAAAAUCCACCAACUAGUGCAAAUGCCAUCAAUGUCCCCAUACUCGACUUGAUACCCCUCGAGCUUCUUGAUGGCUUAUUCAAGGGCUGUCAAUGUCAUGGCGAAAUCUUGGUAUCUCAAGGAGUAAUUACACAAAAAGACAUUGAAGAUGCCAAAUCUAGUAAAGACAGUGGUCAAGUCAUUAGCAUUGGUUUGCCUUCCUAUUGCAUCCUUCACACCCUUAUACGUUCUGCAAAAGCCAACAGUGCUGGUAUUUUGUUAAAUGAUGACGGCACUGAAUUAACUAGCACGAACAGGCCCAGAGAUACCUUCUCUGAGUGGUUUUUCAAUCCACUCUUGAUCAUCAAAGACCAGAUCAAAGCCGCAAAUCUUUCUGACAGCGACGAGGAGUACCUUGGCAAAUUGGUUUUGUUGAGUGGUGAUCCUGAGAGGUUGAGGGAUUUAAAUAUUGGAUCACCACCUGAAUCUGAACUGAGGCGAGCUGAGGUUGAGGCGUUAGCUCGAAGGCUACGAGGCAUCACCAAAUCUAUAUCAAGAUUUCCAACAUUCAAGCGCCGUUUUGAGAGUAGCAUCAAGAUUAUCUUAGAAGAACUUGCCAAGAAGAAUGGUGAUAGUAGAAAAUCAGAAGAUGCUGGAACUCAGAGAACUCUCAGGUCAAAAAGCAUGUUUGUUCGUAUGUUUAGCGAGAACUCUUUCAAGAAUAGAAAUGGCAAGAGUGAUCAAGAGGCUCAACUGGUAGAUACUGAUAGAGAUGUUGAAAUUCAAUGAUAAGAUUUGCAUGAAUUUUAUGAACUAGCAUGCUUUGCUUAAUCUGUCUGUGCAUUUUCAGUCAACAGGUUUAGAUUGAAGACUAUUUUGAAAGCUUUAAUUAGUUCUUCCUGCUAGAAAUGAAUUUUAUAUUUCUUGGACAAAGUUUAUGGAUCUGUGCAUCAGUUGAUAAAA